Cotesia glomerata is the source of this 1646-nucleotide messenger RNA. RefSeq lists its product as uncharacterized. The transcript has 2 exons. Gene Ontology annotation, molecular function: protein binding. NCBI's taxonomy places the organism in Eukaryota, Metazoa, Arthropoda, Insecta, Hymenoptera, Braconidae. The record is from RefSeq and is a predicted model, not a curated record. Bases 82 to 1620 code for a protein of 512 amino acids.
CUUGAGCUCAACAGGUAAACAAUCAAUUUGCAAGUGUAAAAUUGUUAACACAUUUUUAAGUUAGUAACAAAAUUUCAGGUUAUGGCUGAAAUCUCGUGUUACCAUUCCCUCCUGUACGAUGCAAUCAAAGUCAGCCAUUGGAUAACAAUCCGCAGACUAUUAGAACGUCUGGACGUAAACAGUGUCUUAACAAAAACCGGACCUGAAGCAGGCUUCACAGCGCUCCACUUAGCCUGCUUGGAGAACAACGAACCCUUGGUAAGAUUUUUAAUUUACGAUAAUAACGCGAACGUUGAAGUACCAGCUGAUGAUGGCACCCUUCCGAUUCAUUUAGCCGGCUUACUCGGGCGCAGUAAAAUUCUAUUGGCUCUAUUUGGAGCAAGCGCUAAUAUUGACGCUAAAUUUGGGCGGGAAAUUUUCUCUAAGUACGCUAAAAAAGGCAGAUGCUUUUGGUCCGAUGAUUUUGGGGAUGAGAUAACACUGCUGACUUACGCAGUUAUAAAUGAAAAAGUGAGGUUAGCCGAGUCAUUGAUAGGUUUUGAAGCGGAUGUUAUGGUAAAGAGUAUUAAUAACAAAACUCUAUUGAUGUAUGCAAUAGAAGAUGAUAAUUACAAACUAGCUAUUGAAAUGAUCAAAGCUUGCGAAGAUUGUGAUGAUCUAUCACUUUUAGAUGCCGUUGAUAACGACGGCUUGCGUGCAAUUCAUUACAUAGAGCACAGAGAAAAGUAUCGAGAUUAUAGAUAUGAUGAAUACCAAUUGGGUUUUAUGAGGCAAAAGUAUAGUUUAGUGGAGAAGUUAAUUGAUUUGAAUGUUGAUAUCAAUGCGACUGCUAAUGGCAACUCUGAUACAUUGCUUCUCAAUAUGGCGGCGUACAGAGGAUGCGUGCCAGUUGUUAGAACUUUGAUGGCGCUGUAUGACGCUUCUGUAGAGACUGAAGCUUUGUGUUAUGCAGCUUAUCCAAUAGAAUAUCCUGAGAAAUAUUGCCGUUGGCAUGAUUUUCUGGCACUGGAUGAAGAUGUGGAACGGAACAGAGAACUUUGUAUUGAGGUUAUAGUGAAGAAUUUUACGAACCGACGCAUAUUUGGUCUACCUGUACAUCCAGAUGAAUUAUGGUAUAUGGAUAACUUGAUUGCUGAAAAUCCUAGAGUUAGAAACUUGGUGAAGAGUCAUGAGAAGGUUUUCAUUAAUAGAUUUCUCAAAGAGAAUUUUGUUCACUAUGGAAAUGAAAGUGCAACAGUUUAUGAUAUUGCGAUGAUGAUUUCUGAUAGGAGAAUGUUGAAGAGACUUGUUGGGAAUAAGGAACAUAUUGAAGCUAUUAAAAAGGCUAUUGGUGGGGUUAGGGAUUGGUACGAUUCUGAUAGUGAAGAUUGUGAUGAUGAUGAUGAUGAUUACUUGUUGUGUCUUGAUUUGGAUCCUCUGCCUGCUACUUAUAGGGGUUUUACUAAUAUGUUGAUGGAGAUUAUUGGAAAGGCUGAAAAAAAAAGCGAGCUUUUAGAUAUGCUAAGCAAAAUUGCACACCUCAAAAAAGCUAUUCCUUUGCCGUAUGAAAUUAUUUUAUGGGCUGUUGAUUAUUUGAGUAACAAGGAUUUGGAAAAGUUUGUUAAUUGUUUUUACAGUUAGGUGUAUGCAUUAAUUCGUUUUGUUAU